This is a messenger RNA of Ceraceosorus bombacis, 544 nucleotides long. The record is from the annotation of a GenBank genome assembly. NCBI's taxonomy places the organism in Eukaryota, Fungi, Basidiomycota, Exobasidiomycetes, Ceraceosorales, Ceraceosoraceae.
AUGACUGCUUUUAUAUUCAAGUAUCUUCUCGUAUUUGCUUGCCUGUGUUACGGGACCAUCGGCGACAAAGCUCCAGAUGGAUUCACUACCCAUGCAAAAAGUGAACGCUGCCCGAAUCUUUGUCUUUAUUUUGAUUUCUGACGCUACCUGCCCCUUCAAACAACGGCAGAGUACAUGAUUCGUUCUGCCACCAGCCAGAACUGCGCUUCUUACCCGCCUGCACAAGCGUGCUGGACCGAUAUAUGCAAGGCAUCCUCCAGGGGCAAAGCCACGAUCAAUAAUCUUGUAGACAUUGGCACGAGCGAUGUCUUUUGGGGCGAAUGCUCGACGUGAGUGUGUUGACAAGAUUGGUGGUGUAUGUCGCUGCCUUCUUACUGACGACGUGGAACUACAGUGGAAACUCAUCGCCCAAGACGGACACGGACUGGACCGCAAAGGUGAGACGAGAAGUGAUCGCUUCUCUCUUGCGAUGCAUCUCGGCGCUGACGGACUGCUGUCGGCACAGGUUGCGACCGGUCUUGGCUUUUUUCCUCCCGGUAGCUAG